This is a messenger RNA of Hyla sarda, 2481 nucleotides long. It is a transcript of the gene G2E3, whose product is annotated as G2/M-phase specific E3 ubiquitin protein ligase. Gene Ontology annotation, molecular function: ubiquitin-protein transferase activity. Bases 226 to 2307 code for a protein of 693 amino acids. The record is from RefSeq and is a predicted model, not a curated record. Gene Ontology annotation, cellular component: nucleus. Lineage: Eukaryota; Metazoa; Chordata; Amphibia; Anura; Hylidae. The transcript has 15 exons.
CAGUUUGAAUACAGAAAGAGAAAGGAGACGGCGGAGGGAUCGGGUGCUGGACUGAGGGGGAAACGCCGCUCGGAGUAUGUGGUCGCUGAUAGACGCUUAGUGUGGGCUGCGGUUUCUUCUCGUUGGUUGGUAUUGUUUACAUGGUGCGGAUUGUGCAGGCGGUUGCAGCAUUAGGACACGGAUCUUAUCAAGUUUUCCAGUUUAGGGAGUCUAAAAAGUGUCAAGAUGAGCGACUCCGACCCUUCAGCUACAGGGAACUUGGCCUGCAUGUUAUGUGGACGUAAAGAUGACUGCACUGAGAAAUUUGGGGAGAAAAAGACCUACAAAGAACACAAUUUGACUCUGCAUUAUUACUGCCUGCUUCUUUCCAGCGGCAUCUGGCAAAGGGGCAAUGAAGAUGAGGGUAUAUAUGGAUUCCUGGUCAGUGACAUUAAGAAAGAAAUAAACAGAGCCAGGAAAUUGAAAUGCUGUGUAUGUAAAGGACACGGAGCGUCCAUCGGCUGUGUGUUUCCUCGUUGCAAACGCGGUUACCAUUUUCCUUGUGGAACAGAGAGGCAGUGCAUUUUCCAGUUCACAGACAUCUUCAGUUCUUUCUGCUGGGAGCAUCGACCUGUACAGACAGUUCUCUCUACACAAAGCAAAGAGUCCUCUCCGUGCACAAUAUGUCUGGAGACUGUUGAGCAUGUUCCUUCCUACCAUGUUCUACGAGGACCUUGCUGUAAGACAUCUUGGUACCAUAGAGACUGCCUUCAGUAUCAAGCACUGAGCGCUGGACUAUUUUUCUUUCGAUGUACAGUAUGCAAUAAUAGAGACAUUUUUCAGGAAGAGAUGCUACGUAUGGGAAUCCACAUUCCAGAAAGAGAUGCAUCAUGGGAGCUAGAAGAAAAUGCUUUUCAGGAGCUUUUAGAGCGACAUCAACGUUGUGAUGUUAAAAGGUGCCUGUGCCGGAACGGUCGGGAUUAUAAUAUUCCAGAAAGUAAGUGGGAAAUCAUUCGUUGCCAGUCCUGUGGAUCCAGUGGUACUCACAUCGCCUGCUCCUCAGUUGAGAAUGUGAACCAGACAUGGGAAUGUGCAGAAUGUAGUAACAUCAUCUGCUCUCCAGUAAAAAGAUCACACCCUGCAUCUCUGAAUUGGUCGGAAACCAUUGAUAAUUCAGGGUUUGAUGCCGAGCCGCCAGCUGCAAAAUGUAGAAAGCAUUCACGCAACUCAAGACAAGUUAUUUUAAAGCAGGUUCAAAGACAUAUUUCUGAUAUCCUGCAAGAGCUGAGGUCUCCGAUAGAUAAAGCCACGUUUACUGUGAAAGUGCAAUCAAAGUCCCUCUGGAGAAGCUCCCUUAGUUGUUUCCGCAAGCGAUGUUUUUCUCCGUACAACGCUCUGCAGAUAACAUUCACUAAUGUAAACGGCAAAUCCUCAGACAUAUCUCCACCGUGUUACUUCAAAUUGCUACUCGAUGCCAUCCAGAACUCCAGCGUGUUUGAAGGAUCUGAGCGUAAAAAUCUUUCGUUAAACGUAGCUGCACUAGAAGAGGACCUGUACUAUGAAGCUGGCAGAAUGUUGGCUAUGGCAUUAGUUCAUGGUGGGCCGGCGCCAGGCUUUAUCUCGCACUCUCUCUUCUAUUGUCUCAUAUAUGAUUCUCACCAUGUGCAACCUACGAUAGAAGAUGUGGCUGAUCCCAAUGUUUUACAGGCAAUAUUGAAGAUACAGUCUUGUCACAAGAUUAAUGACUUAAAGGCCGUCAUUGCCGACUACUAUGAAUACCUGGAGAAUACUGGCAGCUUACGGCUUGUACAGUCUGUUAGUGAGAAGAGCUACCUGAUCAAGAAUAUUCUGGCUUACCACGUCAUUGGCCGAGUGCAGAAACCGCUCGAAAGGUUUAAAGAAGGCUUGAAGACUCUUGGCGUUCUUGAGAAUAUUCAGACAUACCCCACUGCCUUCUGGAGUGUUCUGUGCAUGAAGCCCGAGAAGCUAACUACGAAAGUGCUGGCCGACCUCUUUACAAUCACGUAUCAUAGGAGCCUCAGACCCGAUCAGCAGUGCAAUGCCAUCAAUCUGUGGGAGGACUAUUUGGAGGACACAGGAGAUGGCGCUACUGCAGUUUCAUUGGAAGACAUUUUGAGUUUUGCGACGGGCAUAGACUCCAUUCCACCCGCCGGUUUUACGCCACAGCCGUCCGUUCUGUUCCACAGUCAACAUAUAUUCCCCUCCGCGAACAGAAUCACCCACAGCCUGGAGCUCCCUGUGAAGGGCAGCUAUGAGGAAUUCCAGGAAAGCAUGGACAAGGCCAUAUGCACUGCACUGAACAAAUGAUGGACCCGGCAUGGAAGACGCUGGCGUUCAUCCUGCUGCUGUUUAGCUCUUAAGCCGAUUGUCACUUCGCUGGGACUGACACGGCGGCAGAUGACUUUUGACAUGCUUUCGCGCUAGACUUUCAAAACAAGGUUUUUUUUUUUUUUUUUUUUUGCCCGAUCAUAAAAGAAAUGC